AUGUUUUCCCCAGUUCAACCGACGGCCUGUCGAUCAAGACCUAUGUGUCCGCCCACGACACCCUUCCCUCUGCCGCAGCUGGCCGGAACGCCUGGCAGCAGUGCUUCGACUGCAAUCUGUUUCGGUGGAAGCUGCGCUAUUAAUUUGUUUAUUCACGAAGAGCACAUGAACCCUCGGCGAAAAAAGGUUAUUUGUCAAGGUAAGGCCAAGACAAUGAAAUAUGCAUUACGUAAUGAAAUGUGUGUUUAGUGUAAGGAGUUUGCUCUUUAAAAAUAAAAGUCCCCCGAAUGUGUUGCAAAUGCGCGGUCGAUUUCGAACGCAAGUUAUCAUGAGGAAGUUGACGUGCGAUAUUUAUUGCUCAACUUUCCAUAGAUAUUUGUUACAUUGUAACCUCUGUUACCAGUAAGUAUCCUGGUAAUCAAUCAGAACUUGGAUGGGUUACAUCCAGACGUGGUCUAUCAGGAUACAUUUUUUAACUACUCGAUAGCGAAGUCGCUCUGUCGGUGACCAGAAGUUAGCAAGAGUAGAAGGUCCAUUCAAAAUGGCUGCCUUUCUGUCUCUUCCCUUUCCCUCUAGGUUUUUAUGUUUGUGUCUGAAAAGUACGUUAAAGGGGAUAACACAUACAUGAUAUAAAGUAAUUAAUCGUGGUGGACCAAGUUUUAUUGGUGUCUUAAAUAAUGUAUGUUCUAUUACCCCUACUCUCGUUUAUUCAUCAUUCUUUUACUGCUAUGUUAGAAUGUUGCCAGAGCUCUAUUCGUCAUCUGGCCAGUGAUGAAGCAGCCUUGUGACCACGGCAGUACAGUGGGGAGAAGGGAGGAGUAACAUUUACAUGGGUGGAACUUCCACAGGAGGGAGGCAUGUUGGUUUGUUAGAAAUAGCGGUAUGUGUACGUUAUUCAACACUUUGACAGUGUAAGGGGCCUGGAGGAUGGCAAGGUGGGAAUUUUAAAAACGUUACCAGAAAACACUGAAGAUAGGCUACUAGGUUUUAUAAUUUACAUCUGCUGGUGUAGAGGUCAAAUUAUCCCUUACGAAAAGAGAUUGCAGUCAGAGUGCAGUAUAACUGCAGUUAUUCUGCAAUUACUGCAUCCAAAAUACCACCGUUGACUGCAGUUACUGCACUUUUACUGCAGUUUCAAAACUGCAAUCUUUUUUUUUUUAAGGAUCAUAUGUGGCCAAAGGGACAGAUGUUCAUUGUAGUUGGCAGUUAUUUUUUCUUUUAAAAUAGAUGUUAUUUUUUUAAAGAAAAAAAUGAAAAAGAUCAUGAUACAGGCAAUCGUUUUUCAAGCCCAUCAAUCCAUUAAGGCCCUCUUGAAGUUUAAUGACACUGUCAAAGCAAACACCGUAAACUCAACUGUCCCUAGUUUAUACAAGGAGACACCGUUUGUUACUGCAAUGCUGUAUACAAAGAUGAAGUAUAAAAAAUAAAUCAAAUCCACUGUAGGCAAUUUGAACAUCAUUUGUCCUGUAAAGACCGGAUAAUCAUAUUUUUGUUGUGAUUUGCCAUACAAGAGGUAGCUGGGAGUUUAUUCACCAUGGGAAAUGCUCAUAAAUUGCUUCACCAUUUGAGGUGUGGGAAAUAAGUACAUAAAUACAACAUUUUGGAACAUGAAUGUAAUUUCACUUCAUUGCCCUAAAAACAAUGUCACUUUCUCAAAUGACUGCAAAUGAGCAAGAAAGUGACAUACCUGCUGCUGUGUGUCCCCUGACGUGGUGUAGUUUUUAGUCAUGCUGCAGAGGAUGUGUCGGCUUGCAUUCUGGUCAAUGUCUCUACAGUGCUGGGAUGUUGCUCUUGCGUCAGGUAGGAUAAUCUCCCAUGCCUUAAUUUCAACCCCCCUUCAAUGUUAUGUUAUCCUUAUAGCUAACGGUUGUUAAUUAAGAUUUUCUCCUGUGAUCUUUGAGACUAUCAAACAAAUCAUAACAUUUGCAUAACAAUUCCACCCUUCAACAUGAUAUUAUUUUUUUGCAUUACGUAUGUGGUUCUUAGUUUUUGCCUGCAACUAACAGUUUGUUGGUUUGGUGUACAAAACGAUGCAUAUUGCCCUUCCCUCUUCCUGAAGCUCGAGCAACCAAACUAGGUUCUAACCCAAUGCGAUGUGACACAAACAAUUUGGCAUUGAGGAGGUAAAGCGGGCAUCAUUAUUUGUAGCUGCUCAUAGCCUUUCACAGUUCCUCAGCACCUGGUCCCAGUAGCUGAGUUCUAGUGCAUCUUCUCCUCCCCCCUUCUGCACACACACGUGUCACCCAGUGACAUUGGAUGUAAUGUGCAUUGACAUGCUGGUUACUGUCAUGUGUUCUCCCUGCUCUAGUUGCAUGUUUGUCACUUUUAGGCUCCCGCAACCCUGGUUGGCUGGCUGCCGUGGCUGGAGGCAAAUGUCCAACACUCGUCUCAGUACUGGAUGUAUGUACAAAGUGCUGUUUAGCCAUUUUCAGUGUGUGUCUGAGAUUGUAUCUUUACAAAUGCUUGCAUCGGGAGUGGGUUCUCUUUUUCUAUUUUAGGCACUGUGCUUGAAUUGACAAAGGUCUAAUUUCCACAUCUUCAUGUUUCACCUUUCUUGCAAAUGGCUAAAGCAAGUCUGUGUUCAUAUUUAUUUUAGGAAUACAGUAGGUACUUUUGAUAAUGAUUUACCAAUACUGACAUUGGUCGGAAUAUACUCUUGAUAGUUAAUUUACUGUUUUUUGAUAAUUCUGGUUGGAAGUUGAUGUCACUCUGUUUUGUCUGUAAACAGAAAUGUAUUUUUGAAUCCCUUUGUCUUAACCGGCAUUUACUAAAAUGUAAUAUUGGAAGAUGUGCUCAAUGGACGUUGGCCUGGAUAAUCAGCAAAGAUCCUAUCAGUUCAGACGAAUGCCUUACUGACAUUGUUCCUCUUUCUUUCCCUCUACUGUAGCACACAAACAAGUCUUGAGUUUGCUAUCCGUUUCAAGACUGGAGAGCUAGAGUGUGCUCUAAUCACAAGAAUUCUGGUAGCAAAUUAAAUAUUUUUAUCAGUGUGGUGAUCUAAAUUGGAUGUUCCACUUAGCAUGCACCUUGCAGGUCUGUCUGAAAAGACCUGAAAGAGAGUUAAGAACAGAAGCAUUUGUUCAGUAGCCCUUGAUCAUGACUCUCAGUUCCAUUAUAUUACACAUAGGAGUCAUUGGAAGAAGGCGUCUUCUUUACAGAGGAGUGUUGUUAAGAGCCCCAAUCUGAACAUGAACACGCGUCGCUUGCGGUACGGUUUUGGAAGCAUAAGGACCUUAUCUUUCAUAUCAGCGAGAAAUAAUUUUCAAAAAACUAAAGGUUAAAUUGAUGUUAGGGUUAGUGUUCCCACACGGCCGUAUCUCCAUGUUACAGCGCUUGUUUACGGAAAACAGACGGAAGACAAGAGGCGACCACCUUUGCUAAUUAGCUCUCUAGCAUGCUCGAACACCUACAGUGGGGAGAACAAGUAUUUGAUACACUGCCGAUUUUGCAGGUUUUCCUACUUACAAAGCAUGUAGAGGUCUGAUUUUUAUAAUAGGUACACUUCAACUGUGUGAGACGGAAUCGAAAAAUCCAGAAAAUCACAUUGUAUGAUUUUUAACUAUUUAAUUUGCAUUUUAUUGCAUGACAUAAGUAUUUGAAAACCAGGUUUGCACACACUGCAGCAGGGAUUUUGGCCCACUCCUCCAUACAGACCUUUUCCAGAUCCUUCAGGUUUCGGGGCUGUCGCUGGGCAAUACAGACUUUCAGCUCCCGCCAAAGAUUUUCUAUUGGGUUCAGGUCUAGAGACUGGCUAGGCCACUCCAGGACCUUGAGAUGCUUCUUACGGAGCCACUCCUUAGUUGCCCUGGCUGUGUGUUUCGGGUCGUUGUCAUGCUGGAAGACCCAGCUACGACCCAUCUUCAAUGCUCUUACUGAGGGAAGGAGGUUGUUGGCCAAGAUCUUGCGAUACAUGGCCCCAUCCAUCCUCCCCUCAAUACGGUGCAGUCGUCCUGUCCCCUUUGCAGAAAAGCAUCCCCAAAGAAUGAUGUUUCCACCUCCAUGCUUCACGGUUGGGAUGGUGUUCUUGGGGUUGUACUCAUCCUUCUUCUUCCUCCAAACACAGCGAGUGGAGUUUAGACCAAAAAGCUCUAUUUUUGUCUCAUCAGACCACAUGACCUUCUCCCAUUCCUCCUCUGGAUCAUCCAGAUGGUCAUUGGCAAACUUCAGACGGGCCUGGACAUGCGCUGGCUUGAGCAGGGGGACCUUGCGUGUGCUGCAGGAUUUUUAUCCAUGACGGCGUAGUGUGUUACUAAUGGUUUUCUUUGAGACUGUGGUCCCAGCUCUCUUUAGGUCAUUGACCAGAUCCUGCCGUGUAGUUCUGGGCUGAUCCCUCACCUUCCUCAUGAUCAUUGAUGCCCCACGAGGUGAGAUCUUGCAUGGAGCCCCAGACCGAGGGUGAUUGACCGUCAUUUUGAACUUCUUCCAUUUUCUAAUAAUUGCGCCAACAGUUGUUGCCUUCUCACCAAGCUGCUCGCCUAUUGUCCUGUAGCCCAUCCCAGCCUUGUGCAGGUCUACAAUUUUAUCCCUGAUGUCCUUACACAGCUCUCUGGUCUUGGCCAUUGUGGAGAGGUUGGAGUCUGUUUGAUUGAGUGUGUGGACAGGUGUCUUUUAUACAGGUAACAAGUUCAAACAGGUGCAGUUAAUACAGGUAAUGAGUGGAGAACAAGAGGGCUUCUUAAAGAAAAACUAACAGAUAUGUGAGAGCCAGAAUUCUUACUGGUUGGUAGGUGAUCAAAUACUUAUGUCAUGCAAUAAAAUGCAAAUUAAUUACUUAAAAAUCAUACAAUGUGAUUUUCUGGAUUUUUGUUUUAGAUUCCGUCUCUCACAGUUGAAGUGUACCUAUGAUAAAAAUUACAGACCUCUACAUGCUUUGUAAGUAGGAAAACCUGCAAAAUCGGCAGUGUAUCAAAUACUUGUUCUCCCCACUGUAUGUGUAAGGGUAACUCGGGAAGUGUAGCGGAAGUGUAGUUUGGUGGAAUGGAGGCAGCCAUAGCUGUAUGGAUCUGUGCAAAACUGCUUCAGUAAGUCUAUAUUUUUUUAUUUGAAGGAUUCUUUCUCGCUGAUGAAAGAUAAGGGCCAUAUGUUUCGAAAGCCAUAUCGCAAGUGAUGAUUAUUGAUGUUUCUAAAUGUUAAAACACAGCGUUGGGAUUGUAGUGGGUGAAGCUAAUGGCUGAAAACUGUAGGGAGAAGGCAGAAUGCCGCCUAGAGUUUUCGAGAGAUAGUUGUUCAGUAACGUACUGAAGCGAUGAGCAAAAGAGGAAGCCGCCUCGUGUAUAUGCCUGUGCGUCGACGUAGGAAAGGUGAAGAAAAGUAAAUGAACACAAGUACAUUAUUCAUAAUAUCUUUGAUUUUCAGGUGCACACAACCUUUUGAAAUCAUAAUCCUGAUAUUCUAGUAUGUUUUAUUAAGAAAUAUUAUUACAAUAAGUAAAUAGGACUUUUGACAUCUUUACAGAACAAUAUAAAACACCGAAAUACUAUGCUUAACAUGCAAAACAAGUGAAUGGAAAAGGCUACUUCUUAAAAAGCUUUGUAUGUUCUAACUAAAAUCCUAUUUGGCUCCCCCCACAGGGCCAACAUGUACUCCAGGGGCACCAAACGCAAGUUCUCUGACGGUGUGGACGUGGCGACGGACGACAAGGCGGUAGCGGCGUCGUACAGCCGGCAGCGCCAGUCCCUGCUGGACAUGUCUCUGAUCAAGCUGCAGCUGUGCCACAUGCUGGUGGAGCCCAACCUGUGCCGCUCGGUGCUCAUUGCCAACACAGUGCGCCAGAUCCAGGAGGAGAUGACCCAUGACGGUAGUUGGCAGGUGGUCACCGAGGACUUCGGCGGCUCCGGCCCAUCCGACCGCCUGGUAGCCACCGAGGUUUUGUGCCGGUUGUCGGCGCCGGAGCAGCAGGACGGUGGGCCCAAGCUCUACUCGGUGAUGGGCUACGAUGGCUGCCGCGAGGAAGAAGUGUUAACGGACGAGUCUCUGUGUUCUGUGGCAGUUAGCGACGGGGCCCCGGCCCUCCUAUUGGGGACCAUCGACCACUGCUGGGACAGAGCAGAACUGAGCAUGGUGGAGGAGGAGGACCAGGUCAGCGAAGACUCCGGUUCGGAGGUCAAGGAGGGUGCGAGUUCUGGGGAGGGGGCUAAAAUGGUGACGGGGAAGGUGUUCGGGACGUUCGAGAUCAGAAAUGCCGCCCCCAGGUCAGACCCGGCACUAGAGGAGCUGUUCUCGGACGUUGAUGCCUCGUAUUAUGACUUGGACACCAUGCUCACAGGCUUGCAGAGCACCCCCAAGAUGGGGCCUUACGACCUUCUGGACAGCAUGGCCUCCUCACAUGGCCCCGCAUCCAACUCCAGCUGUAGAGCCGAUCUCAAUGAACUUGACCACAUUAUGGAGAUCAUUGUGGGAUCAUAGCUUACGGACUUAAAACUCUAAGACUUUUUCAUUGAACUUGUGCCUCUGACUUUUUGUCUUGUAUGUGUGAACAGACAGUAUAUCCAUACCUUCCUCUGUAUGGAAACUGAGUGAAAUCGAUCUCUGUGCAGUGACAUUUUAAUCUGAAAAGGUUAACAGUUUCUCAAGUUCACCAUACUUAUUUCUUAUGUUUACUUUCUUUAUGUUUGUAUUUCAAUGUGUACUCUUCUUGUUUCAUUGUUUUGUCGUUUUUGCUUUAAAUUAUUGUACCUAUUACACUACAUGAACUCAGAGCAGCACAACAUUUACAUGAACUAUACAUAUUUUCUUAAUAAAAGAUCGUUAAAGUAUCUAUC
Molecule: messenger RNA, 6761 nt
Organism: Coregonus sp. 'balchen'
Lineage: Eukaryota; Metazoa; Chordata; Actinopteri; Salmoniformes; Salmonidae
Source: the annotation of a GenBank genome assembly